This is a messenger RNA of Mya arenaria, 1955 nucleotides long. RefSeq names its product serine--tRNA ligase, mitochondrial-like. Gene Ontology annotation, molecular function: serine-tRNA ligase activity; tRNA binding; ATP binding. Gene Ontology annotation, cellular component: mitochondrion. The transcript is spliced from 16 exons. The record is from RefSeq and is a predicted model, not a curated record. Lineage: Eukaryota; Metazoa; Mollusca; Bivalvia; Myida; Myidae. Gene Ontology annotation, biological process: mitochondrial seryl-tRNA aminoacylation. Bases 58 to 1413 code for a protein of 451 amino acids.
AUUAAAGGCUACGUUUCAGCGAAACAAGUUCAGAACAGAGUCAAGCCAGUAUUGGCGAUGUUGAGGGUUAUAGCUGGAGGGCCGGGGAUGACAUGGUGCAGAGCAAGAGAGACAAGGAAUAUCCUGAGACAGAUCUGUACGACGUACUGCACGAAGGCCAGGGCACGAGAUUUUAACAUGUGGAAACAACAGUUUGAAUUGAGAGAGCCGGAGUUCAACCUGGAGUACCUUCUUGAUGAGAAGAACAGAGAUGUUAUCAGAAAAAAUGUUGCCAAUAGGAAGGGAGUUGGGGAUAUAGACAGAGUGGUGGAGCUGUGGAAAAGACUGAAUGAGGAACCAAAGCCUGACAUACAGGAGAAGUUGAAGAUAGCCUUUUUGACAGCUGCGAGUGAGAUCCCGAACACUUCACACCCCGAAUCUCCCGUGGGGGAUGAGGAUGAGUCAAGACAGGUUGAGCUGAUUGGAGCUCCAAGAGUUGAAGAUGGCCUGAAAAGCAUAGUAGAACUAGGAGAGCAUCUGGGCAUGCUACGAGUCAGCAAUGUCAACAUGACAACAGGCCCAUCCACUUAUUACUUCACAGACCAGCUGGCACAACUAGAGCAGGCCCUCGUAACAUUCACCAUCAAAUUCCUGCUCAACAAGGGUUUUGAGUUGGUGUCAGUGCCAGACCUGUUGCACCCACAUGUUAUCGAGGGUUGCGGGUUCAAGACGAGCGGGGAUGUAGCUCAGGUGUAUCAUCUCGAUCCUAGCAGGCAUGAGCGCCUGUGUCUGGCUGGAACAGCAGAAAUGGCCCUGGCAGGUUUCUUGGGAAAUGAGGUGUUGAACGAAGAAGAUCUUCCAAAGAGGUUAGCAUCAGUGAGCCGAUGUUACAGAGCAGAGACCUCAGAUGCUGACAGUGCCCUGGGAAUCUACCGUGUACACCAGUUCACCAAGGUUGAGAUGUUCUGCGUGACUGCUAGUGACGUGACAGAGAGCAGUGACAUGCUGCAGGAACUACUUGAUAUAGAGAAAACUCUCUUCUCUCAGCUGCAACUCCACUUCAGGGUGUUAGACAUGUCCACAGCAGAAUUGGGGGCUCCAGCACACAGAAAGUAUGACAUAGAAGCCUGGAUGCCAGCAUCACAGCUAUGGGGAGAGAUCUCUAGUACAUCCAACUGUACGGACUUCCAGAGUCGCAGGCUACACGUGAAGUACCGGACCAGGGACGGGGAAUUAAGACAUUGUCAUACAGUGAAUGGGACAGCGUGUGCAGUACCUAGAACCAUUAUUGCCCUGUGUGAAACACAUCAAACAAAGGAUGGGAGUGUCCGGCUACCGAAUGUCCUGUGGAGCCACAUGAACGGACAGACAGAGCUUCGUCAACCAGACCAACCAACAAAUCUUCAAUGGAUCAAGGCUAAUAGGUUCACCUGACACUCUUCUUAUUAUACUGACAAACUCUGACGUGUGGAUACCAUGAAAUCUAGCUGUAAUUCUUCAUAGACAGAUGAAGCAGCCGCCUUAUGUGCGGUACGGGAUAUAUGAGGACAAAACAACACUCCUCACAUUGAUAAAGUCCAACAGGAGCACCUGAUACGCAUAGCCUCUCACCAGAUGUGUUACUAACACAACAGUGGAAACUCACAGAUGAAGAAGAAGAAGUAAAGUGAUAUUUGAACAGAAACAUGCGCUAGAAUUCUGAGCAAUGUUGUCUAGUAUUUCCAUCAAUAAUUUCAUAAUCCGUGAAUUCAGUGUUAGGAUUUGAUUGCAGUUGGUUUUUGCAAUGAACUUCGAGCUAACUUGUGCAUACUCAAUACUGCUUGUUUGCUUAUGAUUUUAAUUUCGGUCAAAAUUGUGAUGAAAUAAGUGUGAUUCUCUUAUCUGAAAAAUUGUUAAUGACACAUUAUUACCUAUUGUCAUUGAAUGUAUUAUGUAUGUAUGUUGAUUAAUGUUAUUAGAUAUAAAGAAAUUUGAAC